Molecule: messenger RNA, 598 nt
Organism: Plectropomus leopardus (leopard coralgrouper)
Lineage: Eukaryota; Metazoa; Chordata; Actinopteri; Perciformes; Serranidae
Gene: fabp4b
Product: fatty acid binding protein 4b
Molecular function (GO): lipid binding
Source: RefSeq, a predicted model, not a curated record
GCUCUGAGCUUCAGUCUUUCUGCGCUUCACUGAGGAAUCAGGAGGUCUUGACACAGCUUGUAUUUGAAUAGCAGACUGAGGUUAAUCUUCUCCAUCAUGGUCGAGCAGUUUGUCGGAACCUGGACUCUGAUUUCCAGCGAAAACUUUGAUGAAUACAUGAAGGCAAUCGGUGUGGGCUUCGCCACCCGGCAAAUGGGCAAUAUGGCGAAGCCUAAUUUGGUGAUCAGCGUGGACGAUGCUGGGCUUGUCUCUAUGAAGUCUGAGACCACUUUCAAAACCACAGAGAUCAAGUUCAAGCUGAGCGAAGAAUUUGAGGAGACUACUGCAGACGGCAGAAAGACCAAGACCGUCAUCACUUUUGAUAAUGGCAAACUCGUGCAAGAACAGACGUGGGAUGGAAAGAAGACAACCCUUGAACGAGAGAUUCAAGAUGGAAAACUAACAGCUAAAUGCAUCAUGGGCGAUGUGGUUGCAGUGAGGACCUACGAGAGAGGAGCUUAAUUCAACCUCAACUUGAGACUGAACCUCUGUUCCAUUACACCAAAUGCACUGAGCUUUUGCCAAACAUGCCAAUAAAGUCUGAACUGUGACACUUCAA